AUGGAAGGUGAAAACUCAGGUUUGCCUUUAAUCAAACAAGAAAAUAACAUUUUGGAAGAUGGACAUACCGAAAUCACAGUUGAUGGAUCUUUAUUUAUAGAUUCUUCCAUAGAAGUGAAGGCAGAGCCAGAAUAUAUGGAUUGUAGUGAAACUGACGUAAAAUAUACAUGCCAGGAUAUAAAGAGUGAAGAAGACCAUCUAAGUUUUGACAUAGAAAAUGGAAAGAUCUAUAUUGAAGAAGAAAAUACAGAUUCGGGUAGAAAAGACAUAUUUUCAGAGAGAAGCAACACAGCAGGCAAGCAACUAACUUGUGCUGAAUGCCAAAGGACAUUUUCACAUAGGUGCAGUCUGAAAUACCACAUGAGAACUCAUACAGGUGAGAAGCCAUAUACUUGCUCUAUAUGUCAAAGAAGUUUUUUUGAUCAAAGUCAUCUCAAAACACACAUGAGAACUCAUACAGGAGAGAAACCAUAUACUUGCUAUGUAUGUCAAAGAAGUUUUUCUCGUCGAGGUAAUCUCAAAACACACAUAAGAACUCAUACAGGAGAGAAACCAUAUACUUGCUCUAUUUGUCAAAAAAGUUUUUCUGAUUUAAGUACUCUCACAAAACACAUGAAAAUUCAUACAGGAGAGAAACCAUAUACUUGUUCUAUAUGUCAAAGAAAUUUUACUUGUCAAACUCAACUCAAAACACACACGAGAACUCAUACAGGAGAAAAACCAUUCACUUGUUCUGUAUGUCAAAGUAGUUUUUCUCUCUCAGCUGCUCUCAAAAGACACAUGAAAACUCAUACAGGAGAAAAACCAUUCACUUGUUCUGUAUGUCAAGGUAGUUUUUCUCACUCAGGUGCUCUCAAAAGACACAUGAAAACUCAUACAGCAGAGAAACUAUGCUCAGUAUGUCAAAUAAGUUUUUCUGAUCAGAGUGAUCUCAAAGCACACAUGAGAACUCAUACAAAACUAUAUACCUGCUCUGUAUGUCUAAGAAGUUAUUCUAGUAAAGGUAAUCUUAAAAGACACAUGGGAUAUCAUUUAAUCAAACAAGAAAAUGAUAAGUUUGAGGACGAACAUUCCAAAUUGACAGUUAAUGGAUCUUUAUUUGUGGAUUCUUCCAUAGAAGUCAAAGGGGGAGCCAGAAUAUAUUGA
This is a messenger RNA of Macrobrachium nipponense, 1146 nucleotides long. RefSeq names its product gastrula zinc finger protein XlCGF8.2DB-like. Gene Ontology annotation, cellular component: nucleus. The transcript has a single exon. Gene Ontology annotation, biological process: regulation of gene expression. NCBI's taxonomy places the organism in Eukaryota, Metazoa, Arthropoda, Malacostraca, Decapoda, Palaemonidae. The record is from RefSeq and is a predicted model, not a curated record. The coding region runs from base 1 to 1146 and encodes 381 amino acids.